ACUGCUAAAGCCAGAUCGAUAAAGACUGCAAUUCCUUGCAGCAAAGGAGAUACCAUAAGAAAGAAGACUGCAAGCAUGUCUGCCAAUUCAUCAGUGAGAUUUUUUGUACUGACUACCCUUGGCUUACCUUCUGCAUAUAUGUACCCAGCAUUUGUAUUCGGAACACUUACCUAUCUCAUUAUUGUAUUCUGCAAUUUGCUUGUAAUAUUGACAAUUGUAGUGAGUAAAAGGCUACAUAAACCUAUGUUUCUCCUGCUUAUUAAUCUGACCAUUAGUGACAUUCUAGGGGCAUCAGCUUUUUUUCCUCACCUUGUUUUCAGCAUUUUGACACAGAACAGAAUGAUCUCCACUCCUGCAUGUAUAACUCAAGCUUUUCUCAUUCACUUGUAUGGUACCGGAAACCUUCUGGUAUUAAGUGCUAUGGCAUAUGAUAGAUACAUUGCAAUAUGCAAUCCACUAAAGUAUAACGCUAUCAUGAGUUCAAGUAUUAUUAUUAGAAUCAUCUUUUUUAUAUGGGUUUCAGAUUUCUUACUUAUAGUCACACUGUUGGCUUUAACUUUUCAAUGUAAAAUUUGCAGGACAGAUAUAGUAGAUUUAUAUUGUAACAAUCCAUCCUUCUUAAAACUAGCAUGCGGGGACACCACCGUGAGCAACUAUUAUGGGAUAUUCCUAACCUUUAUAUUAACAGGAGGUUCAAUGUUAAUAAUAGCCUUCACAUAUAUACAGAUUUUGCGUACAUGUGUUAUGACUAAUAAUAUUGAUGCCAGGAGAAAAGCCAUUCAAACAUGUGGGACCCAUUUAGUUGUUUUUUUAAUCCUGCAAAUUAAUUCCAGCUUUACAAUCUUCUCUCAUCGUUUUCAGAAUGUUUCUUCUUUUCUGAGAAGGGCUUUUGGGGUGUCUAUUCUGAUCUUUCCACCAUUCCUGGACCCAAUAAUAUAUGGACUUAAAACAAAAGAACUAAAACAAAGUAUGAUAAUGUUUCUAAAAAGGCAUAUGAGGUCAACAAAAUAGCUUCCUUCUUUGUUGGAAAAAAGGAAGGGUUUGACAUUGU
Molecule: messenger RNA, 1051 nt
Organism: Fundulus heteroclitus (mummichog)
Lineage: Eukaryota; Metazoa; Chordata; Actinopteri; Cyprinodontiformes; Fundulidae
Product: olfactory receptor 52B2-like
Exons: 2
Coding region: 76-1011 (311 amino acids)
Biological process (GO): G protein-coupled receptor signaling pathway
Cellular component (GO): membrane
Molecular function (GO): olfactory receptor activity; G protein-coupled receptor activity
Source: RefSeq, a predicted model, not a curated record